Molecule: messenger RNA, 774 nt
Organism: Closterium sp. Naga37s-1
Lineage: Eukaryota; Viridiplantae; Streptophyta; Zygnematophyceae; Desmidiales; Closteriaceae
Source: the annotation of a GenBank genome assembly
AUGACUACCUCGUUAACUAGGCACUGGGUACACGACCAUCAACUCCCACGCUGCUUCACCUCCUCGACUGUCAACCGCCCCAAACUGGGCGGACAUUUUUCCGAUGUCAUCGCCUCUCACUUCCACUCAUCGCCUCUCACUUCCACUCAUCGCCUCUCACUUCCACUCAUCGCCUCUCACUUCCACUCAUCGCCUCUCACUUCCACUCAUCGCCUCUCACUUCCACUCAUCGCCUCUCCUUCCACUCCUCUCGUCAAACGCCACGCCACGAGUGAGCCCUCGGAGGCUCAUCGCCGCCUCUCAUCCGCGCAUCACCUCUGGCAGCACUGCUGCCGAUGGUCCUUCCAGCCCGUCUCGCCACACCUGUUGAUUGCCAUGGGUUCGCAUUCCCACGGCACGGCUGUGCGGAGCCUCGUGCUCGCUGCACUGGCUGCUCUCAUGCUCUCAUCCUGUGCGCCCAGGGCUGCUGCCAUUCGCCAUUCGCACGGCCUGCUGACAGCUGCUUCAAGCACCGCCGCUGACCACUCGUGUGUGCGGCGGGGCUGCGGCGCCAAUGCGGUGUGCGUGAAGGACAGGGGCGUCGCCAGCUGCGUCUGCAACGUUGGAUUCGCCAUGACCCCCACCGGCUGUGCUGACAACUGCGCACUCAAGGCGUGUGGCGUCAACGGCAAGUGCAUCAAGGACAGUGCUGGAGUGGCGUCCUGCGUGUGCAACACUGGCUUCGUGCUGCAGGCUGACAAGACUACAUGUGCUGGUGCGUAUGUUAUGUGCUGA